CCUGGUUUGGCGGUGUCUCGUCACAAAAGGGGCACACUCCUUUAACUGCCGAGGAUAUUCGACACGUGUGCAAACUCCAGUAUCCAGGAGGUAGACAACUACCAACGAUACGAGACCUACCUCAAUUGCCAAUACGUUUCCGAACUGUACAUUGGGCCAUCGGCUGCGCUUACGGGUCUCAUUAUGAGCGGAUCUAACAUCGCUGAUAGCGUUUCCAAAGAUGCGCCUGUGGUGGUGAUGCCACUCCCACCAACAACACGAGUCACGCUGGCAACAGGGUAUAACACAGUAGACGAAAAGUUGACGGGCCACUCGAGACCGCGCGGGCAGUCGCAUAGCAGUACUACUAUCCCAAGAGUCAAGCGAAAAGGCAACAGCUCCUUGAACAACACCGCCAGUUGGCCACUCGACACUCAAAUAGCUAUCUCGUUCAAUCUCGUCGCGCUCCUCUUCCUCACGCACUUGUGUGUGCCUAAAGCCCGAUACUACACGUCCCGGUUCUUCUUGACGUCAUACUACAAUGCGAAUACUGGAAAGUAUGCCGCUGGGGGCGACGAUUUUUACUUCCUUGGACUUUGCGUUGUCCUCUUUACUGGUGCCCGUGCCAGCUUCAUGAAGUACUUUCUGGCACCACUAGCUAGACGGUGGGGCAUAUCGAAGAGGAAAGACAUCGCCAGAUUUUCCGAACAAUCAUGGCUUCUGUGCUACUACUCAGUGUUUUGGACGCUCGGCUUGCACAUUUACUGCACCUCGACAUACUUUCUGAACCUAAGGGAGAUGUUCACAGACUGGCCCACCAGGGAACUAUCCCAUGUAACAAAGGCAUACAUAUUGGGUCAGUGGGCCUUCUGGUUGCAGCAGAUCAUCGUUAUCAACAUCGAGGAGCGACGCAAAGAUCACUGGCAGAUGCUGGCCCAUCACAUUAUUACGGUCAUGCUCAUUUCGGCUUCGUAUGGCCUGCAUUUGACUCGUGUCGCCAAUCUGAUAUUGGUCUUGAUGGACGUUGUCGAUAUUUUUUUCCCACUCGCCAAGUGUUUAAAAUAUCUGGGAUUCUCAACCUUGCGCGACAUCAUGUUCGGUUUCUUCAUGCUGUCGUGGUUCGUUGCCCGUCAUGUCUUUUACAUAAUAACUAUGUGGAGUAUCUGGAGUCAUAUGGCAGAGAUAAUUCCCAUCGGUUGCUACCACGGGUCGCAGAAUGAUCUAAUUGGGCCGACACCCUUACCCGAUCACGGCUUUUUGCACAUGCUGGAACCGUUUCGAAAGCCAGCCGGCACCAUUUGCUACAGCGACAGCAUACGAUGGGGAUUCCUUGGUGCUUUAGGGUUUCUUCAAGCCCUCACCAUCGUUUGGUUCUUCAUGAUUGUCCAAGUUGCUAUCCGUGUUAUCAAGGGCAUCGGCGCUGACGAUAUUCGGAGUGAGGAUGAGGGCGACGAUCAGGAAGAGGAUGAUGAUAAAGGGCAUAGGGAUUGUCAUCGGGCAUCUCAUCCCAUCGAAGUCCGUGUCGAGGCUUCUGACCUCCACCUGCGAAAGCCCAGGAUCAGUGGCAAGAGAACCGCGAGCUCAUCUGGUGUGAGCCUCACUAGGGGCGGUGAUCGGAAGGAAUUGUUGAACCGAAUCGGAUGUGAGAGACAAGUUGAUUGAGGGUGGUUCUCGAGGAUGGAGAUUCCCCAUGAAGGAAACUCGUCAACAGUAUUUCAUAGAGUUCAGCGAGCUGCCUUUCAUAGGCGGUGAAUGACUGGGCCGGAUAGGAUGAUUAUGGAAUGAACUCACACAGGACAAUUGGGAUUCAGCGCACGGGGAGGAAGGGGGGGGAAAAACGUGGAUGAGUGACGCCGCCAAAACUCAGCAUACGAAGCUGCUUUGCAACGGUGUACUAGUCUGCUUGCAACACAAUUCCCCACCGUUUGGUUUAGGUACCGAUCUAGAGCCACAUGAUGGAGGGUGUAGCACGAUGUUAGCGGCGCUCCUAGCUAGCAGAACUCAGGCGUAUGGAAUAUGGAGCGGCGCUGGUGGGCAGUAUCGGAUAACGAGCAUGUUCCUCAGUUGACCCAAGC
Molecule: messenger RNA, 2054 nt
Organism: Purpureocillium takamizusanense
Lineage: Eukaryota; Fungi; Ascomycota; Sordariomycetes; Hypocreales; Ophiocordycipitaceae
Product: Sphingosine N-acyltransferase
Exons: 4
Coding region: 184-1641 (485 amino acids)
Biological process (GO): ceramide biosynthetic process
Cellular component (GO): membrane
Molecular function (GO): sphingosine N-acyltransferase activity
Source: RefSeq, a predicted model, not a curated record